Messenger RNA from Lasiosphaeria miniovina, 1663 nucleotides. RefSeq lists its product as uncharacterized. Bases 111 to 1445 code for a protein of 444 amino acids. The record is from RefSeq and is a predicted model, not a curated record. The transcript is spliced from 5 exons. Lineage: Eukaryota; Fungi; Ascomycota; Sordariomycetes; Sordariales; Lasiosphaeriaceae. Gene Ontology annotation, cellular component: nucleus; cytoplasm.
GAAAUAUUCGGUCUCGACUUGUCAGUGUUUUCUACCUGGACUAGGCUCCCAGGUUGCUAGGAAAUAUAAUACCUACUCCAUAGAUACCCACUCGCUUACUGGAUGCCAAGAUGGAAACGCCAGCCAUCCCAAUGCCGAAAGAUGAGCGGGAGCGACAUAUACUAGGCAAGUUGUCGCUGAUUCGUGACCAGCUACUCCUCCUGAAGAGGGACCGGACAAAUUACAUCCGCAGCCAAGAUGUCAUGGUCCUGUACGAGCAAGUGGUGGAGCAGGUCAAGGAGCUGAACCAAAUCCGGAAGCACGAAGAGGACAAGCGGGAGAAUCGACUCGAUAGGGUUUUGGAGAGCUGCUUUCAACUUCUCUCGCUGUUCUUCAUGACGAUCGGCCGCACAACCGAGGCACCCGCCGCGUAUGCCCUGACAUCGACCAUCAAGCGCCUAGUCGACCACCUGACCGAGGCCGGUCUGUUCUCAGCAAAGGACCUGGACAGUAUAUCCAACACUCUCGGCAAUCUGUAUGCCAUCCUCAAGAACCCGAACUCGGCGCAUUCCCCAUACAUGGUAGAGCUGCUGGCGAACCGCGUGGAGCUCUGCAAAACCUCGCUUGCCAAUUUGCGGAAACGGCUACAGCAGUGGGACGAGCCUCUUCCGGCUAUCCACGAGAAGCUGAUUUCUAUACUGCGGUCCAUGUCGCUCGCAAGCACAAAGGCAAAGUUCUCUACAACCGAAGUGCAGAAACUGCAAGCGCAGCUCCAGGAGAUUGAGGCGUCUAGAGUCGGCGGCAAGUUUGUCAACUCGGAAGGCAAAGUUCCCAGUGGUAGCGACGAACUGUCGGAUCUACUAAGCCGGUGCUUACGGUGGUCUGAUAUUGUACUCGAGAGACAAGGAGGGAUCCCCGAGAACUUCCGUGCCAAAUACGAGGUCCUGAUAGGGAUUCGCAACGACCUAGAGAAGCUGUCCCUCACGCAGGCGUGGUCCCUGCGCGAGACGGACCUGUACGACUUCCAGCGCGAGUUGGAUAAGAUUGACGAGAGCCGGGUAGACGGCAACUGGCUGGAUGACGAAGGCCAACCAGCCGAGCUCUACGUCCAGCGCACCCUGCUGUACCUGAUCCGCCGCAGCUACGGCUACAUCUACUACCUCAUGAUCUCGUCGGAGCCCGUAUCGGAGGCGCUGCUGCCGAUUUAUAACCAGCUCCAGACGCUGAAGCGGUGCCUGCUCGAGGUCAAAAACUCGGGGGGCGUGAGUACAGUGCGGGAGCUUUAUCCCUAUAGCAUGAAGCUGCACUCGAUCGAUAACAUGAGAGUCGACGGCAAGUUCAUGGUAGGUAACGACAUCCCCGAAGGCCAGGGAAGCGUUAGCGAGCUCUUGGCCGAGUGUUUCGAUCUGAGCUACGAACUGCGCGUCGCCGUUGAGGAGCAACCUGCUGUGACAGCGGAUGCGUAGGGGAACGAGCCUGGUGCAUUUCCUCUAGGUCGUUUUACCCCUCGUCUCCACGCUAUACUUGUUUCUUUUUUGUUGUCUAUUCGUUGAAGCCCUCUAAAAUCCCAAGGAAGAGUCGGAACUUUUACGGGUUAUGCAUGACUUACUCUCCCACGAAACUUGUGCUUGUUUGCGCGCCUGUGCUUUUCACUUUUUGAGGGCUUUAUUCUUUUUGUUUGUUU